Paramecium sonneborni is the source of this 885-nucleotide messenger RNA. The record is from the annotation of a GenBank genome assembly. NCBI's taxonomy places the organism in Eukaryota, Ciliophora, Oligohymenophorea, Peniculida, Parameciidae.
AUGACUGAAAAUAAUGAAGAAUUACCUUUCAAUCCAUUCAAUCCAAUAAAAACUUAUAGAUUAUAUUCUUCAAGGAGUCAAACAGCUCAUCAACCUAAUAGAUAGAAUUCUCUUUAAUUGGUUAAGUAGUAGAAUGUUAUAAGCACUCCAUAUGCUUAGAUGGGAAUACACAAUUAUGCAUUGUUUAUAAGAAAUUCAGAAAAUAAAGGGUUAAAAUCAGAUAAAAAUUUUCAAGCCUAUAUAAAAAAAUUAGAAGAUAACAGAAAAUUGUCAAAGAACUUAAUUUAAUAAACAAAAUAGCAACAGAAAUUUGACUCAUUAUAAACUCAACAACAAGAGGAAGAUUCAAAAAAAUAAAGUCACGGUCCUCAUCUUAAAAAUACAGCUAAGGAUUAAAAGAAGGAGAAAUUUUAACACUAAAUUACUGAAAUGAUAGCAGAGAUAAAGAGUCCUUUUUAUAAGAAAGGAAGAUAUUUAUUAAAUGAAGAUAAGGAUAAAGAAAAGAAACUUGCAAAACCAUUAUUUUUUGGAAUUCAAAAUUAAACUAAGUAAUAAUAAAGACGAAAGCUUGUUUUUUCUUAAAUUGACAUUAAUAAAUGUAUCCUUUUUCAUACUUUAUUUUAGUAAGAUAUAAAAUCUUUUUUGAUGAUUACAAUCCCCUUUCAAGAAUAGCUACUAGCCAAUAAAGUAUCUAGAAGGAAGAAACUAUUCAUGAGUCCCCCUUAAAAACAGAUUAACAAUUCUUUAUUGAAUAAUGAAACUGUAUUAAUAUACUUUAUAUUCUAAUAAUGUUAAUUGCAAUGUUAUUUUUUAAUUCUUCCUAUUCUAAAUCCUUCUUCAAUUAUUUCAACCUAUCUAUCUACAAUAGUUCUUAAAAGUUCAUGA